Molecule: messenger RNA, 1588 nt
Organism: Aspergillus steynii IBT 23096
Lineage: Eukaryota; Fungi; Ascomycota; Eurotiomycetes; Eurotiales; Aspergillaceae
Product: putative MFS multidrug transporter
Exons: 4
Coding region: 1-1554 (517 amino acids)
Biological process (GO): transmembrane transport
Molecular function (GO): transmembrane transporter activity
Source: RefSeq, a predicted model, not a curated record
AUGAACCACGCCGACCCGAAGAGCGAGGAAAAGCCCUCCACAGCUGUCCACGAUGUCUCGCUUCAGACCUACCUGACGCAGUACGAGCUGGAAUUGACGGCCGACGGGCAGUAUAUUCGAUGGGGGUCCAAGAACCCUCAUCAUCCUCGCAAUUGGGGAACGGCCCGGAAGGUGUAUGACUUGAUGGUCAUCACACUGAUGGAUCUUUUCGUGACCGCAGUGAGCACUGCCGGCACGGCCGCAGCCAAAGCAGCAGACGAGGAAUACCAAAUCAGCCAAACCCUUUCGAUAUUCCUGUUCGUAUCGGUGUCGUUGUUCGGACAGUUGGUAGGGUCUCUUGUGUUUGCCCCUUAUUCCGAAACCUUUGGCCGCAAGAAGCUGUACAUUGGCAGCGGAGUGCUGUUCAGCUUGGGGUGCGUUCUGAUUGCUUCGGUCGAGUCGCUCGUUGGGGUGGUGUUUGGACGCGCCAUUACCGGAUUCCUGUCAGCCAUCCCGGCCAAUAUCCUGGGAGGGAGUAUCGAGGAUCUGUACAGUAGUCGGAAACAGGCAUGGUGGAUCUGCAUCUGGUCCGCCGCGUCAGGGCUGGGCUUGUCCUUGGGGCCGAUCAUGAGCGUGUAUAUCACGAAUUCCCUUGGCUGGCGAUGGGUGUUUUACGUCUAUGCCAUCAUCGUCGCCGCGGUGACCGGGCUGACUCUCUUUAUGCGUGAGUCUCGACCGUCUCUGCUGCUGGGCCGCCAGGUGGCCACGCUGCGGAAGGUGACGGACAUGAACACACCCCCGGCGUUGAAUCCGGACCAUGUUCCCGAUAUGCAAACCUUCGUGCAGGUCGUCCUCGUGCGACCGAUGCAGCUCUUUGCCGAGCCCAUCGUCAUGGCGGUGGGUAUGAUGGCCGGCGGCGCAUUCGGGCUUAUCUAUCUCUUCACCGAAGCCCUACAGCCUAUUUAUGAGUCCCUGGGCUUUUCGCCGGAGCAGGCCUCGCUGUCAUUCGUGGCCAUUGGGAUUGGCAUUUUGAUCAGCCCUCUGACGCGUCUCCUAGAUGACCACAUCUUCGAUAUGAGGGUGCGUGCGGGACUUCCUCUCUUGCCAGAACAUAAGCUGGCAGGCAUCUGCAUCGGCGCGCCCGCCAUGGCAAUUGGGCUGUGGUGGUUCGCGUGGACAAUCCCUCCUUAUGCCUCAGAUCUCCCGUGGAUCGUUCCAACGGUGCCACUGGUGCUGAUCGGGUACGCCUUGAACGAGUAUCCCACGGUGUGUCUGGGGUAUCUGGCGGACAGUUAUCUGAGCUUCUCGGCCAGCGCCGUGGCUGUAGUGACCUGCAUUCGGGCGGUUCUCUCAGCUACCUUCCCACUGUUCACGGCACAGAUGUUCUCAUCGCUGGGGGCAAACGUCGCCUCGUCUAUUCUGGCCAUCCUGGCGACGGUGUUUUGUUUUAUUCCACCGUUAUUCGUGCGGUAUGGGACGCGAAUCCGAGCUAAAAGCCGGUUUGCGAGGUACAGUCUGCAAACCUACAAGGAGAAUUGCAUCCACCCGGACGAGUUUAUUCAGGAUGGCGAUUAGGCAAUGAUCGACAUCGACUGGGGUUAUAAUGACG